Messenger RNA from Dermacentor silvarum, 482 nucleotides. RefSeq lists its product as uncharacterized. Gene Ontology annotation, molecular function: amine binding. The record is from RefSeq and is a predicted model, not a curated record. The transcript has 4 exons. Lineage: Eukaryota; Metazoa; Arthropoda; Arachnida; Ixodida; Ixodidae. Gene Ontology annotation, biological process: symbiont-mediated perturbation of host defenses. The coding region runs from base 105 to 443 and encodes 112 amino acids.
CGACCUUCUUCCUUCUAUACCAUUCACAGAAUAAUACGGUUCGUUUCAAAUAUCCUUGCCUACGUGUUGCAAAAGCCCAAUUUUCAACAACCGAACACGUGCCUAUGUACGUGUACGGCUACCGGCAUAAAAAUGAGCUACGGUGGAAUAUCACGUCAGUACAACUGAACAAAACAGAUGAAGCUUAUCUGCAUAAUAACGAAUUCAGCGUCGGUAUUGAUCAUGGGGGACAAGUGCAUAAUGAAGUCUUUCAGGUUAUAUACACUGACUACGAGCACUGCAUUCUCUUUUGGAGCUCAAUGUUGGGCUAUCAAGUUUGGGUGGACUCGAAAUACCUGAAGACAAACAGAAAGGCGCCUUCACUUUGCUCGUUCUUAUACGAGUUGUUAGCGCCAGGCAAUAGACACGUGGUGUACAUGUGGAAGAAGUGCAUUUUGAAUUGAAUUGAAAAUGAACUGGGAUUUUCACAACUCCACAACAAC